This is a messenger RNA of Alternaria atra, 876 nucleotides long. RefSeq lists its product as uncharacterized. Bases 1 to 876 code for a protein of 291 amino acids. NCBI's taxonomy places the organism in Eukaryota, Fungi, Ascomycota, Dothideomycetes, Pleosporales, Pleosporaceae. Gene Ontology annotation, cellular component: membrane. The record is from RefSeq and is a predicted model, not a curated record. The transcript has a single exon.
AUGAGCGACGGACAAGGUUAUGAAGAGUACGUCUUCUAUCGUUACACGCCAACACUUGCAGGUGCGGUAGUUUUCGUACUCCUAUUCGGGUGCACGACCAUCUAUCACGGAUGGCAAGCAUUUCGCAAGCGAUCGUGGUUCAUGAUUCCAAUCAUCAUCGGCGGAAUCUUCGAAACUAUUGGUUACAUCGGACGCGCGCUCUCCCAUAGUGAUCGGGAAGCACUUGGACCCCACGUUAUACAAACACUACUCCUCCUCCUUGGACCCGCCCUCUUCGCUGCAAGCAUCUACAUGAUCUUAGGUCGCAUCAUCCUGCUAACGGAUGGUGAGCGUUAUUCGCUCAUACGGCGCACAUGGCUUACGAAAAUCUUUGUUGGUGGAGACGUGCUCUCGUUCUUCACACAAUCUGGAGGUGGCGGAAUCAUGAGCGGUGCAGACAAGGACAACCCGGACAAUAUGAAGAUUGGGGAGAAGGUUAUUAUCGUGGGGUUGUGCAUACAGGUCAUCUUCUUUGGAUUCUUCGUAUUCACAUCCUUCAUGUUCCAAAAGCGCGGACGUGAACAUUUGCUGGCAUUGGAUGGAUCAGUGCCAUGGAGGAAGCAUCUAUAUGUGCUCUAUGGCACGUCGGUCUUAAUUUUAGUCAGGUCCGUUUUCCGAGUUGCUGAAUAUGCGCAGGGUAAUAAAGGGUACCUACUACGACAUGAGGCAUUUCUUUACGUCUUCGAUGCGAUACUGAUGCUCAGUGUCAUGUUGUGGCUGAACAUUGUUCAUCCAGGAGCAAUUACCGAGCUAUUAAAGGAAAAAGGAAGGGCCGGCAGAUUGGAGAGGCAGUACGACUUAGAUCUCCUUAAUCACAAUGGAAAUUCCAAUGUCUAG